Molecule: messenger RNA, 1834 nt
Organism: Ostrea edulis (European flat oyster)
Lineage: Eukaryota; Metazoa; Mollusca; Bivalvia; Ostreida; Ostreidae
Product: dynein light chain Tctex-type 5-like
Exons: 2
Coding region: 192-767 (191 amino acids)
Biological process (GO): microtubule-based movement
Cellular component (GO): cytoplasm; cytoplasmic dynein complex
Molecular function (GO): dynein intermediate chain binding
Source: RefSeq, a predicted model, not a curated record
CGAACAGACCAUUACAAAAUAAAUACUUGGACAAUGGAAAAUAAAAAGUAAAACAAUGUAUAUUGUGCUUGACGUGGACGCCAAUGAUCUGCACCGUUUCCUUUCGUCAAACAGGAAAGGGUCGUUUCUAAUACCAACGUCAAACUGUAUCCAGGCAAGUACGGAACAUUUCGCGGAGAGAUUCAGAAAUCAUGCAGUCACACAAGCAGGCGUCCACAGACGGAGAGACGGAGGAAGAUGAGCAUUCAGUUUCCACUCUUUCCCGCCAAAACACCAACACCACAUUACCAAGUUUGACGGGCACCGCGCGUCUGAAGAAACUGACACGGAACAUAUUAAAGACACGAAUAGAUUCAUCUACCAUCAGCGAAAAAGAAAUCAUUCCAGAAGUGGUCCUUGACAAAAAGUAUGAACCCACCUACCGGAUGGAACCAAACAAACGGUUCAGUCCGGCACGAACUAAAGUCCUGAUCAAGGCUGUACUGUCAACUCUCUUGGAAAAUUACGAUUACAGUGCCAAUUCGUCUCCUACCCCCGCAGAGAUGACUAUGAAGCUUCCAGAGUUGAUCAUAAAACAAGUGAGGAGUCUGGACUUUGAGCGUUACAAGCUCGUCUGUUUGGUUUCCAUGGGCAGCGUGGAUGACAGCAGUGUCAGCGUCACCAGUAGAUGUUUGUGGGACACGAAUUUGGACACGUGUGUUACGUACACACACACGGACAAAACCUAUUACUGCACCGUCACGCUGUACGGACUCUACCACGAAUGAAAGUUUUCUUUGGCGAACACGGGAUACCAGGGCCGUAAAUUACAUGGAGGCGGAGGAGGCAGCUGCCUCCUCCAACUUUUGAGCCAAAAAAAAUUAAAAUUUAAAGUUCAUUAGAAUUUAUGUUGUUUCCAAUAACUAAGAACAUGAUACCUCCCUUAAAAAGCAUUCCAAAUCUUUCUUUUAGAAUGAGUUAGUCAAGUAACAUCUUAGAAGGCCCUAGAAUCAAGGAUUUUGCACGAAACGUGUUCAGUGUGCACAAAAUGUGCCCAGACCCCCGCCUAAUUUCCUGCCUCCUCCAAAUUGAAGGUUAAUUUACGGCCCUGGAUACGUUGUAAUAUUGCAUAGAGACUGACAACCAUUUUCAAAGGAAGAAUUUUAAACAUUACUUCAUUUUGGCAAAGCUGUCUUAUAACAUUUUGAAAAUAAGAAUGAAGAGAAAUAAUUGCUAACGUAAUGAGUGUUCAGAAUGAAAUACAUGUGGGCGGUCAGACGGGUGCUUGAUAACCUAAAGAUUCAGGGGUCCCAGGUUCAAAUCCUCAAAAUGAUAAAUUGAGAAUAGACUUAAGUUAACAUCUUGAUUACUUAUAUCUUAAAAUAUAUAUAACACAGAUAUUUAUAAAAAAAACUGGUGUUUAUUUUUUUUUUAAUAUAAACAUAUCCCCCCUUAUUUUGGCUGCUUAUGGGAUUAUUUCAAACAGUAGUUGGAUUCGUUUAGACUUAAGUAUAUUCUCAGUUUAUGGUCUUGAGACCUGCUCUGGUCUGUUGAAUGUUCCCCUUCCUGUUACACGUGUAAUAACUAUCGUAGGAAUAAAAGUUGUUUGUCUAUUCCAGCUACUACAUUUGAGGUCAUUUCAAAAAUCAGUACUUUUAUACAUAUAUGUACAACUCUACAUUUCGAUUACUGAGAGCUGGGUGUUUUGAUCUUGGAAUAAUUGUGCCAGUCCUUACUAGAUAAUUAGAUAUGCAGAAUUACCCACUUCAACAACGUAAUUUUACCGUGAACCCUGUUUGAUUUUAUUGAAAUAUUUUUUUUUUUUGGAAAUAUGCAAUAAACAUUUUAACAUGUC